AUGUGUAUCUAUAUCUACAGGUCUGUAUUUGACAGUGAUCCACCACAAUGCCAAUCAAGUUUUUCUUCGCCUUGGGCGCCUGCUCCCUCUACCCCCAACAUUCUCCUGCACGAAGUUGGUGCCGACUUCGAGCCCAUCCAGGUCGUCAACAAAGGCAUUCAAGUCAAUUUAUCCGAGGACGUCCACCGCAUCAACCCUAAGAUGCGCGUGCCUGUCAUCGCCGUCGAUGAUCAGGUUGUCACGGAGCUACCGGCCGUGGCCACUGUCAUCGAGACGGCUCGCGUCUACGAAUGGAUGAACUAUCUCUCGGGGACCCUGCAUAAAAGCGGGUUUGGCCAUUUCUUCCGGCCUGACCGCUGGACCGCCGCAAUGGAUGCUGCCAGCCUGGAGGCUGUCAAAACCAAUGCCUGGAAGAAUGUCCUCGACUGUUUCUACUAUAUCAAGCGGAAGCUGCAAGGGGUGCAUGGCGUGAGAGAACAGCUUACUGCCGUCGAUCCAUUUCUUUACGUGUUCUACCGAUGGGGGGAAAUGAGUGGCGAGGAUAUGUCGGCCUACCCUAAGUAUACGGCGUUGGUGAGGAAUCUGGAGGCGAGGGAGACGGUGUAG
This is a messenger RNA of Aspergillus tanneri, 606 nucleotides long. RefSeq lists its product as uncharacterized. Bases 1 to 606 code for a protein of 201 amino acids. Lineage: Eukaryota; Fungi; Ascomycota; Eurotiomycetes; Eurotiales; Aspergillaceae. The record is from RefSeq and is a predicted model, not a curated record. The transcript has a single exon.